Messenger RNA from Trichoderma aggressivum f. europaeum, 636 nucleotides. RefSeq lists its product as uncharacterized. The transcript has a single exon. Gene Ontology annotation, molecular function: ribonucleoside triphosphate phosphatase activity. Gene Ontology annotation, biological process: thiamine metabolic process. Lineage: Eukaryota; Fungi; Ascomycota; Sordariomycetes; Hypocreales; Hypocreaceae. The record is from RefSeq and is a predicted model, not a curated record. Bases 1 to 636 code for a protein of 211 amino acids.
AUGACAGACCAGGCUACCCGUGUCAUCCGAGUCAUUGUCGCCUCACGCAACAAUGUCAAGAUCUCAGCCGCAAAAGAGGCCUUUGGUGGCAUGUUUCCGUCUGCGACAUUCUCCUUCACCGGCCUCAACGUGCCAUCCGGCGUCGCUGACCAGCCCAUGACGGAUGCAGAAACCCUGCAGGGCGCACGAAACCGAGCUCGCAACGCCCGCGACGCAGAGCCCCAGGCGGAUUACUGGGUUGGCAUUGAAGGCGGCGUCGACGACAGCGGGGAUGCCAUGGAGACUUUUGCCUGGGUCGUUGUGCUGGGCAGGGCAGACACGCCAGGAUCAGACUCAUCAGCGUCACAUGAUGAGUCGACCAGCACUUCAACAAGUGCUACCAAGGCCGAACGCAUGGGGAGAGCGCGAACAGCCGCAUUCUUCCAGCCCGAGGAGGUAGCAAGACUGGUCCGCGGAGGUAUGGAAUUGGGACCGGCGGACGACCAGGUGUUUGGAAGCGAGAACUCGAGGCAGCAUUCCGGAUCAAUCGGACUGUUGACGGGGGACUUGAUCAAUCGGUCUGCAUAUUACGUACCGGCGGUGAUUGGGGCGCUGAUACCAUUCAGGAACUCGACACUGACGUUUGUCGAUUUUUGA